GGGUGGCGCUAUGAUCGAAUGGCUACUGACGGCUUGGACAGGCUACAUUCUUUUCCUUGCUUCUUAGGCUAGGCAUGUCAGCCUCAUCCAGUCGUAAACCUGAUGAGAUCGUCUUCUGCGACCCGUCACGCAAGGGCGCACAGUCAAAUCCGACACUGAAAGCUCAGAAAAAAGCGUUCAUGUCAUCCAGGAUAGCAAAAGUCACGACCGACAUUGUUGCAGAUGCGGCACAAGCAGCAGCAGACGAGAAAAAUGACGAUGAAUUCACACACGCACAAAAUGAUGCCAUACUUCAUCGCUUACUUCACACGAAGCUACUUUCCGGCUCACUGAACCCCGAAUUGAACCUCACGCACGCUCAACGAGAAAAAGCGCUUGCGGGGCGUGUCCUGGAGCUUUCCGGCCACGCAUCUCUAGGCGCAGGUGAAAAAGCUACUCGCAAAAGGGAGCACAAUAACGCUGCAAAGCACGUACGGGACGGGCUUCAAAGGAAGAAGAAAGAGCGAGAGAAGCAAGAUCUGGAAGAGGCCAAGAACUUGGGGAACUAUCACCCAAGUCUGAAGAAGGUGCUGGACCCUGACUCGAAGCCGUCGCGUGCAAAGAGAGAGAGGGGGCUCAAGAUGGGAGUUGGUAGAUUCAGUGGAGGGAUUUUAAAAAUCAGCAAGAAGGAUCUUGGGGCCAUUAGAGGCGGAUGAAUAGCUGCGUGUCUAUUGAUGGGAGUCCUUGGAUCACCGAGCUAUGAUAUCUGGAUAUGCGAUGUCCAACUUUUUCGACACCUGAUUUAUGGCCGCAAAGUAAGCAUCGCCCGGAAGCCCCGUGUCUCAUUUGCACAGUACAUUAGCUAGUCUCGUCAGUAUGUACCGUCGUGAUGCAUACGCGUUGAGCGAUACAAUAAGUUGUGGUGGAUAGAGGACCUGCUUUU
Messenger RNA from Serpula lacrymans var. lacrymans S7.9, 922 nucleotides. RefSeq lists its product as uncharacterized. Gene Ontology annotation, cellular component: nucleolus. The transcript has 4 exons. The record is from RefSeq and is a predicted model, not a curated record. Lineage: Eukaryota; Fungi; Basidiomycota; Agaricomycetes; Boletales; Serpulaceae. Gene Ontology annotation, biological process: maturation of SSU-rRNA from tricistronic rRNA transcript (SSU-rRNA, 5.8S rRNA, LSU-rRNA). The coding region runs from base 75 to 695 and encodes 206 amino acids.